UUUCUCCUCUUCACUUUUUUGUUUUGUUUUGUGUUUUGCAGUUUUCUCACAGCCACUGCUGUUUCAGUCUCUCUCUGUCGACUUGCUGGGAGCGGAGUUUGUUGUCUGUGGUGGUAUUUCAGAAGUUUGCUUUCUCCUUCUUUCGUACUAGUAGUUUCUAAAAUGUCCCGUGAGAGACUUGGAAGUAUGGUGGCCGACAUACCGGCGUGGCUGUGGAAUGGAAGUCGUCCAUUUCGGAGUGAGCCAUCGAGGGCUGAAUGAUUUGAUAUUCUGUUUGCGAGCGCGGAGCCCUGUUAUUCUCUACCAAGUUGGAAUUUUCUACUUUGCAUUAUAAUUUUUGUCUGCAUGAGCUGUGUGGUGGUGGUACCAAUGGACUUCACGAACGGCGACGGUGCUUUGUUGGAAGAUGCUGUAAACAUUUCCAAUUCCGGCGCACAAGCAACAGGCUAUGGGGCCCAAGCGUCUGCGCAGCUUGCUGAGAGUGUGGAAGAGAGCCAAGACGUGGUGUGCAGCGCACCAAGCACAACACUUGCUGUAUCAACGCAAGAAAGUGUGCAUUCGUCUCUCGGUCUGUGUGAGGAGCCUGUGCAGAGAGGCCUAGAUGACUCGGAAAUCGUGUCGCUGCAGACGGUCACCACGCCGGCGCGCAUCAUCCACGGCUGCACGUUGUGCGCCAAGACGUUCUCACGGCACACCAAUCUGGUGCGUCACGUGCGCAAGCAGCACCCUGGCCACAGCGUGGCGCGCUCCACGCGCAACGUGACGACGAGCAACGGGCGGCUGGACGCCGACGAGGACGACGUACGCCUGAUGAACGACGAGCCGCAGCUGACCGAUCUGUCGGCGCACGUGGAGUGCGUGGCCGUGAGCGAUACCUGUGCGGUGCCGGAGGCCACUGCUGCUGCCGGCUCGCAUGCGUGCGUACUUUGCGGUGAGGUGUUCUUCAACGCUCAGCUCCUCGACCUGCACCUGGCGCAUCACGCCCGCCUGCCCGUGUCCGGCGAGCCGAGCGGCGUCGUCGGUACGAGUGCUGCGAGUGCGAGGGCGUUGGGCAACUACACGCCACCGCCCACCGAGCUCAGCAGCUCUGUGUCUGCGAUUGGAAUUGACUGCGCUCCGCCGCUGUUUCCGGCGGUGGCCACGCCCGACUCUGACUCGCUGCUCUCCUCCCGUGCGGAUGACACCGUUGCCGACUCGACGCCUGCGCCUCUGGCCGCCUCUGGGCGUGACAGUCCAGCCGCUACAGGGCACCAACAGGAUGCAGCGGCAGCAGCAGCGAAUCCGACACUGCAAUGCGAGCACUGCAGCGGGCGCUUCAAGGAUCCCGACAGCCUGGCCGAGCAUUCUCGUAAAUGUGGGCAGACACCGCUGGAGAAGCAUACGCAUAGAUGUGGCAUGUGCAGCGAGUCGUUCCCAUUGAAGGCUUCACUCGAGCAGCACAAGACCGGCAGCCAUGGGCCGUUUCGGUUCUACGAGUGUACCAUCUGCUCAAAGUCGUUCAAAGAUAAGCACGAUUUCCGCCGCCAUGAGCGCAUCCAUAGCGGAGAGCGCCCGUUCAAAUGUCCCACGUGCCACAAGUCCUUCUCGCAGGCCUCCAACCUGGAGAAGCACCGGCGCAUCCAUUCCGACGACAAGCCGCACGAGUGCGACGUGUGCGGGAAGUCGUUCAUUGAGCGUGCCAAGCUGCAGCGUCACCUGCGCACGCACAGCGGCGAGCAGCCCUAUCAGUGCCUCGUCUGCCAGCGCUUCUUCAGCCAGAAGCACCACCUGCGCACGCACAUGCUGAUCCACACGGGCGAGAAGCCGCACGCGUGCGACGUGUGUGGCAAGCAGUUUCGCGACCAGAAGGACCUUGUACGUCAUCGGCGCCUGCACACAGGCGAGAAGCCGUACGGCUGCGGCGAGUGCAGCAUGAGGUUCCGCCUGCGCGCCCUGCUGACCAAGCAUCGCCGCUCGGCGCACACCGAGCCCGUCCUGACCAGCAUGGUGACGGAGGGCCUGGUCGUGACCAUCCCUGCUGCAGACGACACCCCAAGCAGCAGCAGCAGUGCGGCUAGUGGGGUUGAUGAUGCCGGUGGUGACAGCAGUAGCAGCAGUGCGGCUAGUGGGGUUGAUGAUGCCGGUGUUGACAGCAGUAGCAGCAGCAGCUGUGAUGGCUAUGCCGAGACGGCAGCUGAUGCAGCCAAGUAGGUUGAACGAUGACAUGACUGGUAAACUGCUUACGGCUGUGUGCUAUCGGUGCAAUCUGCUGCUAUUUGCUGUGUGUAGUUUGAGUGUUUUUGAGAUGUGACACCGGCUUGCUGACCUUGAUCGGUCACCUGCUGUUCUGUUGCGCUGUAGGGCGUUUAGCAGGGGUUUUCCCGUAGCUAGCAUGGCAUUUUGUGGUGUGUGUAUGUGCGUCUGUCCGUCUGUCUGCCUGUCCAUCUAACCCCCCCCCCCCCCUCCCCACCUCUGUGCUACUCGGCUAGACGUUUGUGUCAGCGAGACCAGUCGGUUCCAUCCUAAUUCAUUGUGCUGAUGAUGAUGAUGUUGUUGUUGUACCCAUGCGAGUAAGAACCAAGGCUGCGCACAUCUAGCUUGUAGGGAUUUUAGUCGUGCUGUGAGCAUGUCGAUCACGCCUAUCAACAGUCACUGAUGUAAUCCAAGAUAUCAACAGCUGCGCAAUGUUGUCCAUAGCCCGUUGAGGCUGUGUAUGCA
This is a messenger RNA of Sycon ciliatum, 2697 nucleotides long. Its product is annotated as zinc finger protein 473 homolog. The coding region runs from base 346 to 2190 and encodes 614 amino acids. Gene Ontology annotation, molecular function: DNA-binding transcription factor activity; RNA polymerase II cis-regulatory region sequence-specific DNA binding. Gene Ontology annotation, biological process: regulation of transcription by RNA polymerase II. The record is from RefSeq and is a predicted model, not a curated record. NCBI's taxonomy places the organism in Eukaryota, Metazoa, Porifera, Calcarea, Leucosolenida, Sycettidae. The transcript has 3 exons.